GUGAUUUUAGGACCAAAUAUAUAAGCUAGGAUACAUACAUUAAUGAGCAUUAAGAAAUACUGAAAUCUUACACAUUUGUUUAUGAGUUAGCUUUCUUAUGGAGAAUAUUUCAUUCAUCAGAGGGUUUCCUGAUCAGGAAAUAGUGGAGGAUCCUUCUUUAUGUCUUCAUCAGUGGCAUUUGAACUCUAUUGAUGAGUCUAACUCACUUCCAAUAGCUUCUGCUUUUGGAGACACUUUACACCACCAUUCAUAUAUUUAUCCAAACUUUAAUCGCAGAACUUCAGUUGAAACUGCUCCGAAACUAGAUACUCAAUUUGUUUCGUACCCGAAUCUUGUUUCAUUUGUCGAUUUGAAUCACGUAAAUCAGUUUGGUUUAACGAAGCCUAAGGAUGAGAUGGUUUGUCCACAAAACAGCAAGACAGCUCCUUCUGACAUGAUACCUCAAGGAACCUUUGAGGCCAAAAAGCUAGCGACACGUCCUAAACUCUCUCUACCUCAAGACCACAUAAUAGCUGAAAGAAAGCGGCGUGAAAAGCUCAGCCAGCGCUUCAUUGCUCUAUCUGCCCUUGUUCCUGGACUACAAAAGAUGGACAAAGCUACUGUUCUUGGAGAUGCUAUCAAGUACUUGAAGAAAUUGCAAGAGAAGGUGAGGGAUCUUGAGGAGGAACAGAACAUGAAGAAAAACGUGGAAACUGUGGUGGUUGUGAAGAAAUCACAACUACGCAAUGAUGUUGAAAAUUCUUCUGCAGAAUCUGGCGGACCCUUUGACGAGGAGCUGCCAGAAAUUGAAGCAAGAUUUUGUGAUAGAAAUGUCCUCAUAAGAAUUCACUGUGAGAAAAGCAAUGGAGUUGUGGAAAAAACAAUCCAUGAAAUUGAGAAACUUCAUCUAAAAGUCACCAAUAGCAGCGUCAUGACAUUUGGGAACUGUGCACUUGAUAUAACAAUUAUGGCCCAGAUGGAUAACGAAUUUUACAUGACAGUGAAGGAUCUUGUGAGAAACCUACGCUCGACUUUUGCAUCUUUCAUCGGAGGAUGUUCCUUUAGUUCAUACUAAACAGACCCGAAAAGCAUAAGAAUAUAUGUGUUUAAACUUUCAAUUUUUCAGUGAUAUUACUUUUUACAAAGCCUGUAAUGUCAACUAUCUCGUCUACUCCACGCAUGCUCUAUGGUUCAUUUGCGGAGGGUUUUUUCUGGUUAACUUGUUGACCAUGUUAGGGCUAUUCUCUCCUAAAAGGGGCAUUGGAUUUUUGAGUGCCUUUGACAAACAGGUCUUUGUGUUGUGAGUUUCUUUCUGUUUCAAACAAAUUAUGGUUGAUGUAUAAAAGUUGUAUGGAGUUUGAACACUUUGCCAAAGGCUUGUAAGUUCAAAUCUCCUGCAAAGUAUGCAUGUAUCAAAAUAUAUACACUUAUAAUGUUUGAUUGGCUUUAAUGAAAUAAUUGUAAUGUGAGAA
Messenger RNA from Trifolium pratense (red clover), 1451 nucleotides. Its product is annotated as transcription factor bHLH18-like. The record is from RefSeq and is a predicted model, not a curated record. NCBI's taxonomy places the organism in Eukaryota, Viridiplantae, Streptophyta, Magnoliopsida, Fabales, Fabaceae. Bases 98 to 1054 code for a protein of 318 amino acids. Gene Ontology annotation, molecular function: protein dimerization activity. The transcript has 5 exons.